This is a messenger RNA of Cooperia oncophora, 357 nucleotides long. Lineage: Eukaryota; Metazoa; Nematoda; Chromadorea; Rhabditida; Trichostrongylidae. The record is from the annotation of a GenBank genome assembly.
AUGUCUAACGCUCAAAUGAAUAUUCUAGGUAUAUACGCACCAUGGAACUCGCAGAACACUUUGUUUCACAAGACAGCCUUUUUCACUCUUUUCUUGCCUACUACAGUGACUUUUCGUACAACGGACAUAUGGCGAUCGUAUAUAGCCCAAAAGCUUCUGCAUAUGAUCGGAGAGACAGUGGCGUUCUAUCCACCCAAUGCUGUGCAAUAUAGAAAUGCUCAUGAUUACCUGGCCGAUUUCGAGGAUGAGAGGGAUGUCUACCUCAAAUCGGGAAAGCUCAUCGAGUUUCUUGAUGAAUGGAACUGUACACAUGCAGAAAUGGACAAAUGUACUGCAUUGCUUGCACAGCAACUUUAG